CAGACAAAGGAAGUGAAGUAAAAAGUACAGCAUUUGCCUCAGAGAUGUAGUGGAGUAGAAGUAUAAAGCUGCAUAGAAUGGAAAUACACAAGUAAAGUACAAGUAUGUUGAAUUUGUACUUGAUGCACUUAACACGCCUCCUCCUCUUUGCUCUUCAGCUCCGACUGGAAAUGAAACCGGAGCACCAGGAUCUCAUCCUGCGGGCAUGCGCUGCGUCAUCCCUGCGCGUCGGUGCGAAGAUCCAGACGCUGUGGAGCGGCUACGGGGAGAUAGUGAGGCUGCACCUGGAGGGCUGCGACCGGCCGUCUGUGGUCGUCAAGCACGUCAUGUUUCCGGAGGAGGCUGAGCACCCCGGCGGCUGGAACACAGAUCGCUCCCACACGCGUAAAGUGAGAUCCUACCAGGUGGAGACGCACUGGUAUCGGAAGUAUUCCACCGAUCGUAGCUGUCGGACUCCUGCCUGCCUGGCUGCUUCUUCCCAUGGAGACGAGAUGCUGAUGGUGCUGGAGGAUCUGGACGUGGCGGGUUAUGAUCAGAGAAGGACCAGCGUGAAGGACAGAGAAAUAAAGGCUUGUCUCAGCUGGCUUGCCCACUUCCAUGCUCUCUUCCUGGGCGUGACACCAGAGGGCCUGUGGCCUGUCGGCACCUACUGGCACCUGGAGACCCGUCCGGACGAGCUGGAGGCCAUGGACAACGCCGAGCUCAAAGCAGCAGCCGGCGACAUCGACAAGAAACUCAACGAGUGUCUCUUCAAGACCGUCGUUCACGGAGACGCCAAGUUAGCCAACUUCUGUUUUUCGCAGAGCGGAGGGGACGUGGCGGCUGUGGACUUCCAGUAUGUGGGAGGAGGCUGCGGGAUGAAAGAUGUUGUGUAUUUCUUAGGAAGCUGCAUGGAGGAGAGGGAGUGUGAGAAGAGGGUACCGGGCCUGCUGGACUUCUAUUUCACCGAGUUAAAGCAAGCGGUGAAGAAAGAUGUGGAUGUCGUUGCCCUGGAGAAAGAGUGGAGGGAGAUGUUUGCGUUCGCAUGGACAGACUUUCAUCGCUUUCUGCUGGGAUGGAUGCCCGGACACCGGAAGAUCAACCGGUACAGUAAACAGUUGACCAAGGAGGUCCUCCGCAAACUGAAACUGUAAACAACAUACCUUCAGACAACCAGAGAACUGAGCGUGUGGCUGAGAGGAGACCGGUUUGAAACUGAAAAUCUGUUUAUGUAAAACAUUAAAUCAGCCACAAACACCUGUGUACAGAGAAGCAUGCAAACCAUUUCUGGAAAAAUACAAGUUUUAAAGAGUUACAAAAUGCUCUGGCUUUUCUUUCCUACACUGCAGCUCUUUGAAGUCCUUUCUGACUUUGCCUCGUUCAUCCACACAUUUUGUGUCAUUAUGUGAAGUUAAAAUGAUAAUGCUGGGAGCAGAAAGUAUUUCAGUACUGCAGGACGGUUUAGCAGUAGAAUAAACAUGAAGAUAAAUAAAUCAGGAAUAAAAUUAGAAGAAAAGAUUUACCAAACGAUUGUUGGUUAUAAAAACGUUCCAUUGGUGAGAUCAUUUUCUAGUAAUAUAUAGAGAUCUUUGUCACAUUUGGAGGCAUAUUAAUAGCUUCAUAGUCAUAACUAGGCGGUGUCUUUGUAUAUUCUGAUUUAUGAAUAAAUAAUUAGUUUGAUUAUUACUUAACCCACCUGUGUAUCAAUGCCGUGAACACACGAACAUUCCAACAGGAAAUAAAACAUAGAAAUGGUUUAAAACAAAGGGCGUCCACUUAGAAUAUGUAUGUUGUUUGAAAAGGUCCAUUUCUGUAUUCACUGCUACAAAGAAGCUGAGGAAUACAAUUGGU
Anarrhichthys ocellatus (wolf-eel) is the source of this 1830-nucleotide messenger RNA. RefSeq names its product protein kinase-like domain containing (gene pkdc). The transcript has 2 exons. Bases 105 to 1133 code for a protein of 342 amino acids. NCBI's taxonomy places the organism in Eukaryota, Metazoa, Chordata, Actinopteri, Perciformes, Anarhichadidae. The record is from RefSeq and is a predicted model, not a curated record.